AUGGACCGUUCCUAUGGACACGGCUCGAGGCCGGCAAGCAUAUCUUGCAUGCCUUGGUCCCCCGAGCCACCAGCAUUUCCAAGUCAGCUCCGGGACUGCUCCGCUGAGGCUGCGAUUGAAAGGCAGAUGGGAUUGAACAACCACCAUCACCCAACCUUCAGCGGCUACCUCAUCCAGGGCUUCGGUCAGAACGGUCGAGAUGCCAUCGGACAGCAACUCGUGGCUUACCCAGUCUCUCAACAACAACAGCAGCAGCAACUGAGUUUCAGCACUGCUGCUCCUCCUUCACGAGGCCUCUCAUCUCACAACUGGCGAAUUCUCUGCCCCAACGGAAAUGUGUUCACGCGGUCCCCCCCGUCUGGCCAGACAAGUGCAACAGCUCAUGUCCCCUCAAGCAUGGGACAAGCCGACAGAAGGGGAAUCACUGCACCAGCAGGGCCUGGCGUUUUCAAUGACGGGUAUGCUUACUACUUGAAUCGGGGCAACGGCGAGCUGACCAGACUCGUCCCGGCCGACAUGCUGCCCGCGCUCAACGAGAUCCCGCCGAGGGAGCCCGAGAGGCGCGGAAUGGUGGUCUUGCCGCCGCUGCGAGGCGUCCCACCCAAGGGCAUGGCGGAUAUGAGCCAGACCUUCACCGUCAAAAACCAAAUCGACCGCAUCGUCGCCACAAGCCCCUCGACAUCAAAGAGGAACAAGGUAUACUGCGACAUGUGGAUCCACGAGGGAAGAUGCGCCUUCACCCAGACGGGCUGCAAGUUCAAGCACGAGAUGCCCCUGGACGAAGCCUCGCAAAAGGCCCUCGGUCUCUUCCAGGGCCUGCCUGCCUGGUACAAGAAGCAACAAGAAGAGCUCAACGCGUGGGCAACGUCCCGUGAGAACUCGAGCUCGGAGACUUCGCCUACGGAGACGUCGUCUCCCGGCGGCGACUUUGCUUGGCAGAGCCGGAGGGCGGCGAGAAUUUCCGCUUCGAUGGAUGCUUUGGGCACUAUGGUGCCGGACCAGAAGCUUGAGUCCCACUCCUCUCAAGCGACGAAGAGCCGCAUUGCUCAAUUUGUUUGGGGUCCCAUUGGGCCGCCUAAUAAGCCGGCCACGGACAAGGACCCUUGGGGCAAGGGGAAUGGAAGCAAAGUGUAUGAGGUCGCGAGGCCGCAGUGA
Messenger RNA from Trichoderma citrinoviride, 1155 nucleotides. RefSeq lists its product as hypothetical. Gene Ontology annotation, molecular function: metal ion binding. The coding region runs from base 1 to 1155 and encodes 384 amino acids. The transcript has 3 exons. Lineage: Eukaryota; Fungi; Ascomycota; Sordariomycetes; Hypocreales; Hypocreaceae. The record is from RefSeq and is a predicted model, not a curated record.